Messenger RNA from Cyprinodon variegatus (sheepshead minnow), 1832 nucleotides. RefSeq names its product dehydrogenase/reductase (SDR family) member 1 (gene dhrs1). The transcript is spliced from 8 exons. The record is from RefSeq and is a predicted model, not a curated record. Lineage: Eukaryota; Metazoa; Chordata; Actinopteri; Cyprinodontiformes; Cyprinodontidae.
UUGACUGCCAAACAUGUGACGUCAUUAACUAGCGUUGGCGUCCAGUCUACCGUGAAUCAACGCUUCCAGUUUCUCUCGUUCUUCCUUAGAAAUCCAGUUAGUGUAAACAGCCAGCAGACAAACCUGAUCCGUCCCUCUCUCCUACAAGGUCAAGAUGUCCCUCUCUGGCUGGGUGUGUGUGGUCACUGGUGCCUCCAGGGGAAUCGGCAGGGGAAUAGCGCUCCAGCUUUCAGAGGCCGGAGCUACCAUUUACAUCACAGGACGGCAAGAGAAGACCCUGAAACAAACUGCUGCAGAGGUGACUGAGAGAGGUGGAAAGUGUAUUCCAGUGAUCUGUGAUUCCACCAAGGAUGAAGACAUUAAGGCCCUUUUUGAAAGGAUCCAACAAGAGCAGGAUGGCAGACUGGACAUCUUGGUGAACAAUGCCUAUGCUGGAGUUAAGGAUAUCUUUGAUAACAUGGGGAAGAAGUUCUGGGAAACGGAUCCAUCUAUCUGGGAUUCUAUCAACAACACAGGCCUGAGGGGGCACUACUUUUUCUCCGUUUAUGGGUCCCGCUUAAUGGUGGCUCAAGGUCGGGGUUUAAUAGUGACCAUUUCCUCUAUGGGUGGGCUGCGCUACUUCUUCAAUGUGCCAUACGGGGUUGGUAAAGCAGCUUGUGACAGGCUGGCAGCCGACAUGGCGGUUGAGCUGAAGAGCCGGGGAGUGACUUCCAUCAGCCUGUGGCCGGGACCGGUACAAACAGAGCUUGUGUCACAGUUGGUAAUCCAGAAGGAUGCAACACAGGGUUUGGACUCCAAGUUUAAGGACGUAUUUUCCAACGGGGAAACCACAGAACUAAGCGGAAAGUGCAUUGUCAGCCUUGCUAAUGGUAAACAAUGAAAUUAAUUCUACCUUCAAAAAUGUAUUCUAAUGAAGUAAGCUCUUACCAUUAAAUAUGAUUUUUUUUUUUUUUUUCCAGGGCGGGAUGUACUGGAUUUCACUUCCCUUAAAUUCCUCCUGAGCCAGGUCCCGUACCUCUCCUGGCUCUCAGCAGUCGUCCCGUCAUUUCUUCACCUGCCUCGCUUUGUGCUCACGCUGGCUAACGGUCGCUUCUAAAAGUUCCCCUCCAUCAAUCCCCAAACCACUAUUCUAUAAACCAGUUAUACUAUCCUAACCAUUGCUAAUUAACUAAAUGAAUAAGCUCUUGACUGUUUUAUGAAGAUGGGACUUUUAGAUUAUCAUACAGAAGGGGAGACGCAAUAAAGAAGGUCCACAUGAAGAAUGUUUUAACAUGUACACUAAUAUCAGCCAAAACUAACCCCUCAGUGUGUGUUGUAACAUCAGUGUGAUAUUUUCUAUGAAGCUGUGCAGCUUAAGAAAAAAAAAUAAUUGAAAACUAAUUUUGCACUAACUUUUGCAUUUAUUCUAUUAAAUUUGUAAUAAAUUAAAGCAGGAACUAAAGUUCCUGAAUGUCAGUUAUGAAGUUUUAUGAGCCAUACUUAGUGAGCCUUUUGUAGCAGGAAAAAAUCCGCCAUUUCUAGCUCUGCAUUUCAUAGCCAACCUUUAUAACCCAACCAGAAGCUGAAAAUAAGUAUGAUUUUAAAUUUAAUAUACCAUUUUAGUUUAUUUUUAAUAUUUCCAUAUGCAAACAGUGGUUCCCAUUGGAUGAGGUGUUGUUUUCCUGCCUGUAUUUUCAUACACAUCAGCCAGCGGUGCCAUCUCAUUGCCUUUACAUCAUAAAAACAAGUCCAUGUUAACAAACAAGUUGACAGCAUUUUGACAUUUCUGCCUGUUUUCUACCUGUUAUAUUUUUCAACUGUAUUGCAAAUGAAUAAAAGAUUGUUUAUCUCUU